This is a messenger RNA of Puntigrus tetrazona (Sumatra barb), 2929 nucleotides long. RefSeq names its product inner centromere protein A-like. The record is from RefSeq and is a predicted model, not a curated record. The coding region runs from base 43 to 2649 and encodes 868 amino acids. The transcript is spliced from 22 exons. Gene Ontology annotation, cellular component: meiotic spindle midzone; nucleus; chromosome passenger complex. Lineage: Eukaryota; Metazoa; Chordata; Actinopteri; Cypriniformes; Cyprinidae. Gene Ontology annotation, molecular function: protein serine/threonine kinase activator activity. Gene Ontology annotation, biological process: positive regulation of protein serine/threonine kinase activity; metaphase chromosome alignment; meiotic spindle midzone assembly.
AAACAGAAUAUUUGAACUCUUUAAACCGUUUUGAGCGCGUGGAUGAAAAAACAAGAGAAGUGUCCUCGCUAUCUUGCACACGGGCUAAAGAGGGGCGCUAACAUGAGUUCCUUGCCGGAGACCACGCGCUCCCUCAUGGAGGUGUUUGAUGGGAAACUGCAGGAUUUUACCAAUGAAAUACACAAUGUCCAUAUGGUGUGGCUGGAGGAGAUCCAGCAGGAAGCUUAUCGGAUGUUUUCCAGUGAUUUCAGCACCGAGCCAGAACUAAUGCCAAAGACUCCGUCACAGAAAAAGACGAACCGCAGGAAGCGAGUGUCAGUGGAGCUCAAUGAGUCUCGCAGUAAAAGACGUUUCUCCAAGGGCAGACGUAGCAACCUGCGUCGCUCGUCGGUCCAGAUGACCCUGAACACAAUCUCUGAACUCAUUACUCCUCACGUGCCGACCGACAGCUCUGAGAGUCUGAUUGAGGAACCUGCUCGCCGGACGCGCCGCAACAAAACCACUGCCCCGGCUGAAACCAAACCGGUCAAGCGCAGCACUCGUAAGAAAGAUGGUGCCAAAGCUAAGGUGGAAGAAGUGGCAGAGAGCGUUCCAGACGUCCGUGAAGCUGUUGAGGUGCAGGACCAGAUCCUGGCGUCUGAAGCCGUGGUGAAGAUUCCCUCCUCGGAGCAUCUGAGUGCAGAUUCGCUGCUGAAGUCUGUGUCUCCGGGCCGAUCCGCUAAUAAAAUCCCCAUUGCUGGGGAUUCUGGGUUGCAGACGACACCUCAGAGAUCUUCUAGGACAUCCGCUCGGCGCUCGCUGGUGGUCCGCCGUUCUCUGGUGGGCCUCAGGCACAGCAUGACCCAGGAAGCUGUUCGCAGGGCAUCCCGCCGCUCUUUCCUAAAAAAGAAAGCCAGACUGGGAACCUCAACUUGCAGCAGCUCCGUCAGCGAGGACAUCUGUAAUGAUGUUCAAACUGAGGACAUGGAGUACAAAGACCAGGUUGAUGCACCUGAAAUAAUCACUGAGCCAUCUACUGAAACCGAACCUGAACCAGAAAUCGUCCAAAUUGAGCAAACAGAACCCGAGAAGACUGAGGAAAUGGAAACUGAGGUAAAAGACAAGCUUCUAGAAGAGAUUCCUGAAACUCCUAGCACCAGUCAGGACUGUCGCUUCACGCGAUCCAUGACCCGAUCAUCAGGAACAGAUGGAGCAAAAUCCAAAGGAGAUGACCGGCCUACACGUUCAGGUUCAAAGCGCCACGCGGCUCAGGAAAGCCACACACCCAAGAAGAAACUAUCUCCUCCUCAAAAGUGCCUCACGAGUAUCGCUCCACACAUGCGCUCGUUCGUACACACUGUGCAGAAGAACCAGAUGCUGAUGAUGACUCCUGGGUCUCUGGGCCGCAGCAACAUCAUGAAGUCCUUCAUCAAACAAUCAGUCACCAAAACCAACACUAAGUUGGGCUCUGGCUCUGUGGAGCGAGAACGGCAGAAAUUGGAAGCCUUGAACAAGAAAAUGGAACUAGAGAAUGAGCGAAAGAAAAAGAUUGAGGAGGAGAGACGGAAGAAACAGGAAGAAAUGAAAAGGAAACGUGACGAGCGAUUAAAAAGGGUUGUGGAGGCUCGAGUGAAAGGGGAGAAGGAGAAGGAGCAGGAAACGAAAAAGAAGAUUGAAGAAAAGAUGGCUCAGCUGGAGAAGAAAAAUGACUUGCUGAGAGUUGAGCGGUUGGCCGAGGAGAAAGCCAAGAGGAAGGUGGCCACUAAACGACAGGAAGAGCUGGAGCUCCGCAAGAAACAGGAAGAGGCAGCCAGACAAAAGAAACUCCAGCAAGUUGAGGAAGAGGAGCGGCGACACCAGGAAAUGCUGGCCAAGCGCAAGGCUGAAGAGGAGCGAGAGAAGGCCCGUAAACUGGCCGAAGCCACACGAGCUCUGGAGCUGAAAAAGGAACAAGAGCGAGAGAAAGAGAAGGAGCGGGAAAGACAGGCUGCAGCUGAGAGAGAAAGACUAGAGAGAGAGAAGGCUAUCGCUCUUCAGAAGGAACUUGAGAGAGCAGCCAGAGAGAAAGAGAUGAGAGAGAUGGAGGAGAAAAGGAAGAUGGAAGAGCGCCGGAAGGCUGAAGAGGAGAGGGAAACCUCCGUCCCGGCACCCCGUACAGUUACAGCACAGAACUCUGUUCUAAAUACUCCAGUUGGGAAAGGAGCUCAUAAUAAGACCAUAAAUGUCGGACCUGCACUCAACGUGACGGUGGACAUUGAGAACUCUGCUCUAAAUACUCCAGUUGGGAAAGGAGCUCAUAAUAAGACCGUAGAUCUCGGACCUGGACUCAACGUGACGGUGGACAUUGAGCAGCAAUCCCCACAGUCCUACCAGAUCACACCAAAGGGCCAGAAAGUGGCUGUUUUAGUAAAUCCUGAAGACUACGGCAUGGACCAGAACAGUGAUGACUCGACUGAUGAUGAAUCUGCGCCCAGAAAACCCAUCCCAUCCUGGGCUCAGGGUACACAGUUGCAGCAUGCUGUUAUGAACCAGUAUUACAAUCCACUGGAUCUGGAUUCCUAUUUCGGAGAGCCUAAACCCCCUAAACUGGAGGAGAUCUUCACUCGGUCCAAACCUCGCUUCUUUAAGCGAACCAGUUCUGCUGUCUGGCAUUCACCUCCACACUUGUGAAAUCUGGGCAAAUGAGUCCCCUGUAGUUUUGUAAGUGCAUACAGAAGCUGCUACAAAUGGGAUGCUGUUGUAGAAAAUAUGGGGAGGGCAUUUGCUGGAGAGCGAGACGUACUCUGGACUGUUAAUAAAAUGUAUUCUAAUAAAAAUGUUUAGUGUUUUCUAAAUGUUUAUGUAAUGUCUUUUAUUUAGUAGCUUGUUAAUGUGACUGGGAGAAGUCAGAAAUCGCCUGUUAUGAUUUGAGAAAAAAGGUUGAGGUGACAUUAAAAAUCCUAAACUCAAA